Momordica charantia (bitter melon) is the source of this 2193-nucleotide messenger RNA. RefSeq names its product dicarboxylate transport 2.1 (gene DIT2.1). The record is from RefSeq and is a predicted model, not a curated record. Gene Ontology annotation, biological process: transmembrane transport. NCBI's taxonomy places the organism in Eukaryota, Viridiplantae, Streptophyta, Magnoliopsida, Cucurbitales, Cucurbitaceae. Gene Ontology annotation, molecular function: transmembrane transporter activity. Gene Ontology annotation, cellular component: membrane.
AGGAAACCGCAGCCUCCAAUUUUCACUCUCUUCUCCGUCGCAAAUCAAUCACCAGACCACUGACUUCGUUCAAUCCGCUCUGCUUUUCUUCUGAUUCUUACACCCGAAAGCCAAAAUCUUUGCCCCUCUGAUCCCUCGAUUUGCUUGGUCCUUGUCUUUCUUACGACCCCCCCACUUGCUUUCUCUCUGCCAUCUUCAUAAUGGAGAGCUUUGCCCUCCAAUCCCUCUCCACUACCUCCUCCUUUUCUCCCAUUUCUCGCAUUUCUCUCCUCCGCCGCCCACGACCCAUUUCCCAUUCUCAAUCCUUUUCCUUCCCAAUCUCCCCCAAUUUCUCCCCCUCCACUUCCAAACCCAUUUCCCAUUUCCCCCUUUUCACCUCUCAAUCUUCCCUUUUCAAUUCGCUCCCCAAAUCGCAUCGAUACCACCCAAUGCGGACCACUGCCCAAUCCUCUCAAUCCCCCGACAUUCAGUCCCCAACCCCACCUCCCCGCCGAGGCGCCAAGCCCAUCCCCUUCCUCAUCUCCAUCGCUGUUGGCCUCAUUGUUCGCUUUGCCGUCCCCAAACCCGUCGAUGUUUCGCUUCAAGCCUGGCAGCUGCUCUCCAUCUUCUUGUCCACGAUUGCCGGGCUUGUUCUGAGCCCCUUGCCGGUCGGUGCGUGGGCGUUUCUUGGCCUCACUGUUACUGUUGUCACUAAGACUCUGACGUUUGCUGCUGCGUUUAAUGCCUUCACCAGCGAGGUGAUUUGGUUGAUUGUCAUUUCCUUCUUUUUCGCUCGUGGGUUUGUCAAAACUGGAUUGGGGGAUAGAAUCGCGACGUAUUUUGUUAAGUGGAUGGGGAAGAGUACGCUUGGGUUGUCUUAUGGUCUCACGAUUAGUGAGGCGUUGAUCGCCCCUGCAAUGCCGAGCACCACCGCCAGAGCCGGUGGUGUGUUUUUGCCCAUUAUUAAGUCGUUGUCGCUCGCUGCUGACAGUAAACCCAACGACCCAUCGUCUAAAAAGAUCGGUGCUUAUCUUGUUCUGUCUCAAUUUCAGUGUGCUGGUAACUCUAGUGCCCUCUUCCUUACUGCUGCUGCUCAAAACUUGUUAUGCCUGAAAUUGGCUGAAGAACUUGGUGUACAAAUAUCUAGCCCAUGGCUUACUUGGGCCAAGUUUGCUAGUGUCCCAGCAAUUGUAGGUCUCUUGGUAACUCCAGCAAUCUUAUACAAGCUUUUUCCUCCCGAAACCAAAAACACGCCAGACGCCCCGGCCAUGGCUACAAGAAAGUUGGCAGCCAUGGGUCCCGUCACAAAAAAUGAAUGGGUCAUGGUUGGUACUAUGCUUAUUGCAGUCUCUUUAUGGAUUGCUGGAGAGGCCCUCAAAAUACCAAGCGUUGUGGCUGCAAUGAUUGGUUUAUCAAUACUCCUUACCCUCGGAGUCCUUGAUUGGGAUGACUGCUUAGCCGAAAAGUCGGCUUGGGAUACCUUAGCUUGGUUUGCUGUCCUCGUGGGCAUGGCGGGCCAAUUGACGAGUCUCGGUCUUGUUGGUUGGAUGUCCAAUUCUGUGGCCCAUUUGCUGAAGUCUCUCUCCCUCAGCUGGCCUGCAGCAUUUGCCAUUCUUCAAGCAUCUUACUUCUUGGUUCACUACCUCUUCGCCAGCCAAACUGGUCACGUUGGAGCUUUGUACUCGGCAUUCCUUGCAAUGCACUUGGCUGCCAAGGUACCCGGUUUGUUGGCUGCUCUGGCCUUAGCUUACAACACGAACCUCUUCGGCGCUCUGACCCAUUACAGUAGUGGCCAAGCUGCUGUAUACUAUGGAGCGGGUUAUGUCGAGCUACCGGACGUGUUCAAGAUGGGAUUCGUGAUGGCACUCGUAAACGCUACUAUCUGGAGCGUGGUUGGGGGUAUUUGGUGGAAGAUUCUGGGUCUAUAUUGAACAUGAAAUCUUGAAUCAAAUGGGUUAUUAUUUAUGUGUUGUACAUGCCCUGUCUUUGGGCACCAUCGAGAGUUCAAUUUUUAUGUAGCCAAUUUGUUUGUUCUCUUUCUCUCUACUGAUGGGUGGGCAUUGGUUAGGACUUUGAUUAAAUUUUGCCUUUGUCUAACCAUUGCAAAUCAAAUGGUGCAAGGGAAAUUGGUUGGUUAUGAAUGAGAUUCAUAAUUUGGUGAAAAACCAAUCUGAAACUCUGGCCUUCUUAAUCUCUGAGUUCUUCAUUUCUGUA